Messenger RNA from Anoplopoma fimbria (sablefish), 1604 nucleotides. RefSeq names its product cholinergic receptor, nicotinic, alpha 5 (gene chrna5). Lineage: Eukaryota; Metazoa; Chordata; Actinopteri; Perciformes; Anoplopomatidae. Gene Ontology annotation, biological process: nervous system process; monoatomic ion transmembrane transport; regulation of membrane potential. Gene Ontology annotation, molecular function: acetylcholine-gated monoatomic cation-selective channel activity; transmembrane signaling receptor activity. The transcript has 7 exons. Gene Ontology annotation, cellular component: neuron projection; synapse; postsynaptic membrane. The record is from RefSeq and is a predicted model, not a curated record. The coding region runs from base 1 to 1431 and encodes 476 amino acids.
AUGAUGCUGGGAGCCGGAGGGGCAGCCACCUCUCUCGCACUGCUGUUGCUGCUGCCAUUGCUGUGCUGCUGCCACCUGUGCCACUCGCUGCGGAUUCCAAAACUCUCCUCCUUUGCGAAAGCAGAGGACAAGCUGUUCAAAUACCUCUUUGGAAACUACCAGAAAUGGGUCCGUCCAGUGGAAUACCUAAACCAGACGAUCCGUGUGAAGUUUGGAUUGGCCAUCUCCCAGUUAGUUGAUGUGGAUGAAAAAAAUCAGCGAAUGACAACCAAUGUGUGGAUGAAACAGGAGUGGCUUGACCGGAAACUCAGAUGGAACCCUGAUGACUAUCUCGGCAUCACAACUAUCCGAGUCCCUUCUAACAGGAUCUGGCGCCCUGACGUUGUACUGUAUGAUAAUUCAGAUGGGCGUUUUGAGGGUACUGUCACCAAGGCAGUUGUGAAGUACGAUGGAACCAUUUUAUGGACACCACCAGCCAAUUACAAGUCAGCCUGCACUAUUGAUGUCACCUACUUCCCUUUUGACCUCCAGAACUGUUCAAUGAAGUUUGGCUCCUGGACAUAUGAUGGCUCCCAGGUUGACAUAAUUCUAGAGGACUUCCAUGUGGACAAGCAGGACUAUUUUGACAACGGUGAAUGGGAGAUAGUGAAGGCCACAGGCAGCCGUAGUCUGAGGACAGACAGCGGCGCUACCUAUCCCACCAUCACCUACUUCUUCAUCAUCCGCAGGCUGCCUCUUUUCUACACCCUCUUCCUCAUCAUCCCCUGCAUUGGCCUGUCCUUCCUCACCAUCCUUGUCUUCUAUCUGCCUUCAAACGGUGGCGAGAAGAUCUCUCUCUGCACCUCAGUCCUGGUGUCUCUCACAGUUUUCCUCCUGGUCAUUGAAGAGAUCAUUCCUUCCUCUUCGAAGGCCAUCCCUCUCAUCGGGGAGUACCUGGUCUUCACUAUGAUCUUCGUCACGCUUUCCAUCAUCAUCACCGUCUUUGCCAUCAACAUCCACCAUCGCUCCUCUUCUACACAUCACGACAUGGCACCCUGGGUGAGGAAGAUCUUCCUGCAUCGACUGCCUAAGCUGCUGUGCAUGCGCAGCCAUGCGGACCGUUACGCCACAAGUGGAGAGGCAAGAACAGGAAGAGCAGCAAGACGGGGCAAGAUGAAGGACUCAGCACCUGAACUGACCUCUCUGCUCUACACCAGACAUAACCUACAAGCAGCUUUGGAUUCUAUUCGCUACAUAACCAUGCAUGUGGUUAAAGAAAAUGAGGUCAGAGAGGUGGUCCAAGACUGGAAAUAUGUAGCCCAAGUCCUGGAUCGAGUGUUUCUUUGGGCCUUCCUCCUGGUGUCGAUCCUGGGCUCUGCUCUCCUCUUCAUCCCGGUUAUUUACAAAUGGGCCAACAUCAUCGUCCCUAACUAUGCUGGAAGUACCCUCUAAGAACUACAGUUCAACUACCCACACAUGGAGGCAAAGCACAUUAACAGCUCAUUAUGGGUCUUAUUUGAGAUUUGAAAGACUGAGAUACUGUGAUUACCCCUGAGAUAGAGUCCUGCUCGGCUUAUCCACAGUCAUUCUGCAAACCACAGCCGUGCCAGAGAUCAAGCUGCAGA